AUGUCUUCCUCGGACAACAAAGUCUCGGAGGCCGAAGUGCGCAAGGCCCAAGCGGACUGGUCGAGGGCAAUUACGCGAAUCUCGAAAAUCUUUCUGGAUGGAGGCGACUAUAUAGCUGCUGCUGGUGAGGCCGCGGGUGAGCUCUAUGGCUACGGAUACACGAAUGUGCUCUUCAAGCCAACCAAGGCCAAAGACUGCCAGUUCCGCCCGAUGGCAUCCCAAGCUUUGUCGUACUUCGUCGGCUGCAAUGCAGUGGAAGACGGUAUUCCGGAAGACGGAGGUUUCGCAAUCAAUGGUGGCAAAGGCUGGUCGGAGGUUGUGUUCGACAACCACCAGAUCAACUUGAAAGGCAACGUCGCCAUUGCAAUGGGAAACUACUAUUUCACGAGCACAGCGGAUGGCAGCAAGACCAAGGUCGAGUACACGUUUGGGUACCAGAAAAAUUCCGAUGGACGAGUACGAAUCUUCCUGCACCAUUCGUCAAUGCCGUUCAGCCCUGCCUCAUCUGCCGUUACGGAGGCGGACGUGCAAGCUGUGCAGACUGGCUGGGCCAAUGCCAUCAAGUCUAUCUCCAAGACUUACCUU
Molecule: messenger RNA, 585 nt
Organism: Symbiodinium necroappetens
Lineage: Eukaryota; Dinophyceae; Suessiales; Symbiodiniaceae
Source: the annotation of a GenBank genome assembly